This is a messenger RNA of Aplosporella prunicola CBS 121167, 324 nucleotides long. RefSeq lists its product as uncharacterized. The transcript has 2 exons. The annotation marks the transcript as partial. Lineage: Eukaryota; Fungi; Ascomycota; Dothideomycetes; Botryosphaeriales; Aplosporellaceae. Gene Ontology annotation, molecular function: protein binding. The record is from RefSeq and is a predicted model, not a curated record.
GGCCAGUCUGCUCUCCAGGUUGCUUGCUGUGGUGGACUUGUCGAUGUUGCCAAGGCACUGAUCGAGCAUGGUGCGGACUUAUGCCAGGCAGAUGACCAAGGCUGGUUCCCGGCUAUAACAGCUUCGUCUUACGGACGGAUGGAUACCGUGGUUUUACUGAUUAGAGCUGGCGUAGACGUUAACGCCACUUACGGAGAAGACGGCUCCACAGCCUUACAUAAGGCGGUAGAGCAUUUCCAUGGCCUCAGCACAGUGAAGAUCCUUCUGGAACACGGUGCUGAUGCCUCCAAACAAGACAAUGAAGGGAAAACUCCGCUUGACAUA